Molecule: messenger RNA, 462 nt
Organism: Melampsora larici-populina 98AG31
Lineage: Eukaryota; Fungi; Basidiomycota; Pucciniomycetes; Pucciniales; Melampsoraceae
Exons: 4
Coding region: 1-462 (153 amino acids)
Source: RefSeq, a predicted model, not a curated record
AUGACUCAUGGAGAUAUCAUGGCAAACGGUUUCAUGUUCUGUGCCAGACACGGUCAAGAGCUCUGUCAUCGUUGUUGCGUCGAUCACAGAUUAUGUAAUACUGUCUCGAUCGAGAAGGAACUAGCGGCGCUUUUGGAAUCUAGAGGUGAUGACCCAGAUAUUGAUGCAGAUGAUAGACCAUCGAUUGAUCUUUUCGCAUACGCUCUUUUUCCUUUGGGUGACCCUUGGGAUCCAGAUGAUGAUAUUCCUUGCUGUGACCAUACCGAAGCUGAUUAUUGUGGGAAAUGUCAUUUGAAAUCUACACCUCGAAUUCUGAUUGGAAUUCCAGACGCGUAUUGUUGGACCCUGAUUACUCUCUGUGAUACGAUUGCGCGUUUAGAUUCGAAUUUUCAAAAGGUUGAUGGUAGAAAAUAUAUUUACAUUGUGAAUAUGAAUAUUUCUUUCUCACACGAAUUGGUCUAG